Melospiza melodia melodia is the source of this 2420-nucleotide messenger RNA. It is a transcript of the gene NAPEPLD, whose product is annotated as N-acyl phosphatidylethanolamine phospholipase D. Gene Ontology annotation, cellular component: membrane-bounded organelle; cytoplasm. NCBI's taxonomy places the organism in Eukaryota, Metazoa, Chordata, Aves, Passeriformes, Passerellidae. The transcript is spliced from 6 exons. The record is from RefSeq and is a predicted model, not a curated record. Bases 267 to 1454 code for a protein of 395 amino acids. Gene Ontology annotation, molecular function: zinc ion binding; N-acylphosphatidylethanolamine-specific phospholipase D activity. Gene Ontology annotation, biological process: N-acylphosphatidylethanolamine metabolic process; N-acylethanolamine metabolic process.
GCUGGCGGCCGGAGGAGCGGAGCACCUGCUCCGAGCUCGGCAGUGGCUCUCCAGACGCACACGAACACCUUCUGGCCUUGUGGAUUUGGAUGACUAAUGGUCUUCUUUAGGAGUUUAUAUGUUCUUGGUUCAUUUCCUCUUCUGAAUUCAGCUGAAAGAGCAAAGCACCUGUGACUCAGAGAGAGGGGGUGGUUGUGUCUCUCCUGAGCCCCUCUUACAAAUACUGUCAAUGCACUUGCCCUCAGCUGGGCUCUCCUGAAAAAGGCAUGGAUAAGAACACAGAUGAGGAGCAGCCUUCAACUUCCUGUAACCAGUACCCCAAGGAAGCAGUGAGGAGACGGCAGAACUCGGGUCGAGGUUCCGGGGGCAGUGAUCUUUCCAGGACCUUCAGGAAAAGCUUCAGGCUGGACUACAGAUUAGAAGAGGAUGUCACUAAAUCAAAGAGGGGCAAAGAUGGGAGAUUUGUCAACCCAUGGCCAACAUGGAAAUCACCAACCUUACCCAACAUUUUGAAAUGGUCCUUCAUGGAAAAAAAUAACAGCAAUGUGCCACGCUCAAAGCAGGAACUCGACAAAGAACUGCCAGUGUUACAGCCUUACUUUGUUGGAGCCCCAGAAGAUGCUGGGCAGACAGGAUCCGGAAUGCGGGUCACGUGGCUGGGACACGCCACCGUUCUGGUGGAAAUGGACGAACUCGUGUUUCUCACUGACCCCAUCUUCAGCCAGAGAGCUUCCCCCAUCCAGCUCCUGGGCCCCAAGCGCUUCCGAGGCCCUCCGUGCACGGUGGCGCAGCUGCCCAGGAUAGACGCGGUGCUGAUCAGCCACACCCACUACGAUCACCUGGACUACAACAGCGUGGCCAGCCUCAACGAGCGCUUCGGGAGCGAGCUGCGCUGGUUCGUGCCGCUGGGGCUCCUGCCCUGGAUGCAGAGGUGUGGCUGCGAGAAUGUCAUCGAACUGGAUUGGUGGGAGGAGAACUGUGUCCCCGGUCACGAUGCGGUCACUUUUGUCUUCACUCCUUCCCAGCAUUGGUGCAAAAGGACUGUGACAGAUGAUAACAAGGUUCUCUGGGGCAGCUGGUCUGUCUUGGGACCUUGGAACAGGUUUUUCUUCGCAGGAGAUACUGGAUAUUGUUUUGCUUUUGAACAAAUAGGUAAAAGGUUUGGACCUUUUGAUCUUGCAGCCAUUCCCAUUGGAGCUUAUGAGCCAAGGUGGUUUAUGAAAUACCAGCAUGUGGAUCCUGAAGAAGCAGUAAGAAUCCAUAUUGAUGUUCAAGCAAAGAAGUCUGUAGCAAUUCAUUGGGGGACCUUUGCUUUAGCAAAUGAGUAUUACUUGGAUCCUCCAGUUAAAUUGAAUGAAGCUCUUGAAAGAUACGGCUUGAAAAAAGAUGACUUCUUUAUCUUACGCCAUGGAGAGUCACGGAAUUUGAAUACAAAUGACCGGUUUGAAAACUGAAACAGUGUCAGUCCUUGUAAGCCCUGUUUGAUUUGAACUAAUGGAACAAUACUAACAGAAUGUACACAAUAGUUUUUUGAGAUUGAAUUGGAUUUUUAAAUGCCAGGUUUCUCAGUUUCAGAACUAAAGCUUGCAUACCAAUUUCAUGACAAACUUUAUUAGUUAUUUGUUUAUAAAUUUAGAGAGAUGAUCCAAAAGUGAUUUAUAUAUUAAGUGUUGUCUGGGAAUAACUUGCUCUGAUGUACACCACUGAUAAAAAAUUUAUUUUUAAACUCUUCAUUUCACCUGCUGCAGCAAUAAUAACUUCAGCACAGAACAUAUUCUUAGGAUUAAUGGCUGACUUGAAUUAUUCAUUGUUAGACUGUCCUCUCCCACUUGUUAGUCUUCAGGUUAUGCCCUGUACCUUGAUGUACAAGCUUCAUACAGCUUCACUGUAUGUUUUGUGGGGUGAAGUCUUCCAAUACAGCUGUGUUGUUUAAGCACAAGCAUGGUAAAAUUGUUUCACUCUUCAUUUUCAUGUAUUAAUGAACCACAAAAGCUGAAUUUUACAUCAAAGAAAUGUGCCUUUUAAAGAAAGAGAUAAUUUAAUAUUGCAUCACGGAUGUGUAAAACUAACUGCUGGCCAGAAUACCUGCACACUUUUAUUGUUUUGUCUAUGUUUUUAUGUUAGGUCUGAAUGUGUCAUUUGCAGCACAUGAAGUGGGAAAACCUCUUGAUGUCGCUUGUCCUUGCAUUAACUCAGCCUUUUUCUAAGUACCUUUUUUUUUUCUCCCCAGUAGAAAAUCUUAAGCAAGGGCUGUGGUAUUUUUUCUAAUAGCUUCCCUAUAAUUUUAAAGUUGAAUGAGAUUACAACAUUGUUCAGUGUUAUAAAACUUGGCCAAAUGUGUCUGUAUCAAAUUGUCUUGCUCAUUUACAGAAUUAAAGCCUAUUGUUGCCAAUAAAAAGGGUUGUUAUUCUCCUUCAUAA